Molecule: messenger RNA, 1787 nt
Organism: Hipposideros armiger (great roundleaf bat)
Lineage: Eukaryota; Metazoa; Chordata; Mammalia; Chiroptera; Hipposideridae
Gene: RHBDD2
Product: rhomboid domain containing 2
Exons: 4
Coding region: 92-1183 (363 amino acids)
Cellular component (GO): membrane
Molecular function (GO): serine-type endopeptidase activity
Source: RefSeq, a predicted model, not a curated record
CACCCCCGCUGUUGUUAGGGGAGACAGCGCAGGGAGGCGGAAGAAGCCGGCUCUGACUCGGUGCCCAGCAGGCACGGGAGCGGUGGCGGCCAUGGCGGUCUCGGAGCCCGGGUAUCGGAGCUGGUCCUUUUGGCCUGAGGUGCCAUCCGCCACCUUCUUCACCGCGCUGCUCUCGCUACUGGUGUCUGGGCCCCGUGUGUUCCUGCUGCAGCCUCCCCUGCCACCCUCCGGCCUCUCACUGCGGUCCGAUUGCCUGCGCAACUGGCAAGUUUACAGGCUGGUGACCUACAUCUUUGUCUAUGAGAAUCCAGUCUCUCUGCUCUGCGGUGCUGUCAUCAUCUGGCGCUUUGCUGGCAAUUUUGAGAGAACCGUGGGCACCGUCCGCCACUGCUUCUUCACCGUGAUCUUCGCCCUCUUCUCCGCUAUCAUCUUCCUGUCAUUUGAGGCCGUGACAACGCUGUCGAAGCUGGGGGAGGUGGAGGAUGCCCGAGGUUUCACCCCAGUGGCUUUUGCCAUGCUGGGAGUCAACGUCGUCCGCUCUCGCAUGAGGAGGGCCCUGGUGUUCGGUGUGGUGGUGCCCUCGAUGCUGGUGCCGUGGCUCCUGCUGUGUGCCUCAUGGCUCAUUCCUCAGACCUCCUUUCUCAGUAAUGUGUGUGGACUUGGAAUUGGGCUGGCCUAUGGCAUCACAUACUGCUAUUCCCUCGACCUCUCAGAGCGUGUAGCAUUGAAGCUCGACCAGAAGUUCCCCUUCAGCCUGAUGAGGAAGAUUUCAAUGUUCAAGUACAUCUCCGGCUCUUCAGCGGAAAGACGAGCCGCCCACAGCCGGAAGCUGAACCCUGUGCCUGGCUCCUACCCUGUGCAGAGUAGCCACCCUCACGUGCCCCCAAGCCACCCUGUCUCCCAGAUACAGCAUGCCAGUGGCCAGAAGAUAGGCUCCUGGCCAGCCUGCGCUCCUGGGCACAUGCCCAGCCUGCCUCCCUACAAGCCUGCCUCUGGCCUGUGUUACGUGCAAAACCAUUUUGGCACAACCCCUAACUCCAGUGUCUACCCGGCUUCUGCGGGGGCCUCCCUGGGGGUCCAGCCCCCAGCCCCCCUCAACUGCCCUGGCACUGUGUAUUCCGGGGCCAUGGCCACUCCAGCAACUGCAGGCUCCAAGGAGGGCUCAAGGGUCCUGAUCCCCUGAUGGGGAAUUUCUGGGGAAGUUAUCUCACGUCUCAGCCUUCUGAAGAAGGUCCUCUCUGAGCUAAGGUUUUCUUGACAAAAAUUAUUUAUUGAACACCUCUAUGUGCCAGGCUCUGUGUUGAGUACUUUGAUAUAUCUUCCUGUUUCAUCCUCAUGACAACUUUGUGAAGUACAGUUUACUGUCCCCAGUUUAUAGCUGCAGAAGCAAGACUGUGAUUCCAUGAAGUCCGUAGCUUUGUAGUGGCACAGCUGGGCUUCUUGGCUCCAGGCCCAGGGCUCCUCCCACCUGCUGUCCUGCCUCCCAGAAGCACCUGGGCGAAGAGGGCAUUGUCAGUGGCUGCCAAUGGCUAGUUCCCACCCUGCGUUUCCUUCCUGUCACUGUGUAGUGCUGUUGGUUGUGUGGUUUCUGUGUGUCUGCCCCUCGGGAACUCCCAGCUGGUGUGCUUGGCAGUCCCCAGGCCUGUGUAGUGUUUCUCCCUGCAGCGACCCUCCCCAUCUCCCAGACAUCUGCCCCUGGAGUGGUGGAAGGGCCAGUGUGAACGGCAGCUUGCUGGUGGGUCCAUAGUGUUGAUUACCUUUGUAUAAAGAAACAACCUCUAACCUGC